GCCCCCCUACGCAGAGUUUCGCGUAAUAUUCCUUAUUCUCGUGAAAUUUGGUGAGCAGCAAGGCCUGUCGAACUUGAUACCGUGCACGUGUAACGAAACGUAAGAUCAACGUAAAAAAAGUAAUGACAAAAUCAAAAGUCAAAGUCAAAUUGACAAGACAAGACAUUUUUGCAUCAUAGAAAUUGAAAAAGUGUACAAAUUACACCGUGGAUUUAUCAAUCAGCAACCAUUUUUAUAACAGAAAAGUGUUAGAAAAACUUAAAAACCUGCCAUCGCCUGAAAUUUGGAACAAAUACACUCUGACCUCUAACAUAUAGUGUAGUGAGCGAAAUGCCACAGAAGGGUGAGGACGUGUGUGAACUCCCGGGCUUUGCAGAUGUCUUGGAGGAGUCUGAACAGGUACUACGAAAAUGCUUCAAACAAUACAAAACCGACGAAGUGUUCCUGUCAUUCAACGGUGGCAAAGACUGCACCGUGCUCCUGGACAUAGCCAUCAAUGUGCUGACCGAUGUAUACAAAGACAAAUCUGUGAUUAAGAACCUUAAGGUUCUUUACAUAAGGACUAACAGUCCAUUUAGAGAACUAGAAGCGUUCGUGAAGCAAGUGGAGCUCCACUACGGCAUCACACUUGAAGUAACCGAAGGCGAGUUGAAAAGCACCUUGCAAAGGAUAGUGGACGAAGACAGUAGGCUUAAAGCCUGUCUCAUGGGCACGAGGCGGACCGACCCGUAUAGUCAAGAUUUGCAAUUUAUGCAGAAAACGGAUGCCAACUGGCCACAAAUAAUGCGAGUAUCACCACUGCUGAACUGGUCGUACCAUCAGAUAUGGAGCUACAUCCUGGCGCGGCAGGUGCCGUACUGCAGUCUCUACGAUCAGGGAUACACAUCAAUAGGCAGCACGCUGAACACGUGGCCGAACCCGGCGCUAGCCCUAGAGUCGGGCUACCGGCCCGCCUGGCGGCUCGCCGACGGCGCCCGCGAGCGCGCCGGCCGGGUGCCGCCCGACGCGCAGAACGGACUCAAUGCGAAACGUGAGAAUCUAUAGUGAUAAAACCACAGAAACGUAAAUACACAGAUACACAUCAACCCGGCCUGCGCUCGGAGACGUAACCCGAGAGUGCACCGGUCGGGUUCCACCCGACACGCAGAAUGGAGUCAAUGGAACGUGAAAAGCUUUAUAGGUCCGUACGUAUCAGGAGUAGAUAAAUGCAGAUUCAUAUUUAGCGUUUUAUGCCUUUUUUCGUAAUCAUGUACAGUCCUGGACUUUAAUUGUUGAUGCAUUUAGGGUUGACUUUACAUUAGACAUUUCAUACCGUUAUACAACCAAAUUAGCUUGAACCUUAAAAGUCCGUAACUGUACACGAGGAUGACCAAUGCAAUUUUCCUUAAUACAUUAAGCCAUUCAAAUUAAAAUGGUUCUUUGCUAAUAAACUAGCUGUGACCAACCGAAUUGAUUUGAUAGCCUUUUUACAAAAGACGAUUACAUUAAACCGUUACAAUUAAAUCGUCCUGUACUUGAUUGAAAUAUCUGGAUCGAAAUGUUUGUAUUAUUUAGCGUAGUUGAUGGUCUCGGUAAUGUGCCUCGUGUAAAAACUAACAAUUAUUCGAGAUAACAAAUAUUGUAAAAUGAAAUAAUGUUUAAAACAAGAACACCUAGUAAAUGAAUCAAAUUUUAACUUAUUUAAAUGAUAAAUAAAUAAAUAUUAUAGGACAUUAUUACACAUAUAUAACGUAUAUGUAUUAUUUAUAACGGGGGCCGAUAGUAAAAUCCGCCAGAUCAUUAAAUUCCUAGGCAUAUUGUGAAACGUGAAAAUCAUUGUGUCAUUCAGGGAUCGGAAACCGGUAUUUUUUGUAUGGGAACGAAAACGGUAUUUUUUCGUUCUUUGUUAAUUAUUUCAUUCCUAAUCGGGCAAUCUAAUAAUACGAAGUCGUUAUCUAAAAACACAACUGAGUCCUACAUUUUGAGUAUAAAAUAAACCGAAAUAUAUGGUUAUUUCGAUGUUUUUGCAAAAAACCGGUUCCGAUCCCUGGUGUCAUUCUUUUAGUCGACGGAGCCCAGCGGGGCUCCUAUUUCUGGACAGUUUGCCCUUCAGACAUAUGAAGCAACCUGACGAACCUAUCCUACCUAUCUAUUAAUUUGCCCUCAAAACAUUACACAGGAACUUUGAAGCGUCACGCCUCAUCAUCUUAUAGAUGGCGCUUUUUAUUGUAUUUUAGCUUUGUGCCUUCACACGCUAUUCAACUUUCAUCUCGCUGCUAUUUAAAAGCUACAAUCGAAUAAUAAAACCAUUUUAGGCAUAUAUAUCCUAAUAAUACUCGUAAAUAAAAUACAGUGUGGUAAUAAGUUAAAAGAAAAUCAAAUUUUAUGUUCACACAGGCAGCUUUCUUAAGAUUAAAUUUGAAGUUCUAUUAAUCGACCAAGUGUUAGUAAAUAUUUUAGUACUUACUUACUAUUUAUUCAUUAGACAUACAUAUACUUAGAUUUAAUGGGGUUGGCAACUGUCAAAGGUUUGCAUAGAUGGCGCCAUCAUAGCUUGCCCCUGUCUCUAGUUUUGUUCUAUGAGAUUUGGCUUAAAGUACUGGAAUCCAGGUCACAAAAUUCCAAAAAAAAAACAAGAAUUUGACACAAUUCUAGGGAUUGACAGGGCAAGCUAUGAUGGCGCCAUCUGUUUAAUACUUCGACCGGCCAACCCCAUUGAAAGAAUAGUUUUGUAUAUUUUUGUAAGUUAGUCGUGGAAUUUGUAUACUUAAUAGUUAAAUUUCGAAGAUAUAAUUAUUCGUAACAGUGCAUUGUGUAUUAAGGGCGGUAAGAAAUCACGAACGAGUGUAAAUUGAAGCCCGAAGCCGAAGGCGAGGGCUUAAUUUACAAGAGUGAUUCCUGUACCGCCCGUGGCACACACAAUGUUUUUCAUCACAUUUCUGCUUAAUUUCGAACGUACAUUACAGCAAGUGUGAUAAAAAAAAAUACAGGCCUAGGUCGAAAUUUAGGAUCUACGAAUCGCAUCGCCUACGUGUAAUAAAUAAGUUAACACGUUUUACAAGCAAGUGUGAUGAAGAUUUACUUUUCUCAAACUUGUAAUGAAAUGUUGACAUGACUUACUUCAAAUUAGGUCCGGAAAUACUACAUAUCAGGUGCGAUGAGUGAAAAUGAUAUGUAAAGGAAUUUCAUACAGCCUUACACACCUAGGCCUGUAAGGCAACCGUCUUUUGUUUUUAAACGUCAAAUUAUGGCACGUCUUGGCAUUCAACCAUAAAAAACCUAUAAGCAAAAUUCUGCUAUUAUGCUUUUCUUAUUGUCUUUUUUGCGUUUUUUUUUUUCUUUUUUGUGUUUGUUAAAGAUUAUAUCAGGAGUUCAAAGGGGAAGAAAAAUUUCAUUAUUUUUGCGCUACGACGCACGGUUUAGGAGAUACAGCCCCAUAAAGUUUUUUUUUUUUAGUCGUGCAGAAAUCUUUAUAGGGCUGUAUCUCCUAAACCGUGCGUCGUAGCGUAAAAAUAAUCAAAUUUUCGUUCCCUUUCAAUACCCCACGCACUGAAUAACCUAUCACAUUAGGACAUGAAAUAAUCAUCAUCAUCCUUUUUUUUUUAAUUUAUCAAUGCAAGUUUGAGAAAAGCACUAUACAAAUCUCGGCGAGAAACGGGGUUGCCGGCCGCGUAUCCCUAUCCGAUACGCGGUCUAUCUCUAUCGCAAGGGCGUCGCCACCGAAUGGGCUAGGGGGGGCAGUUCAUGUGGCCGAUGGACAAGGGGAGGGGGAGAGAAAUUAUUUAUGCCACGGCGCAAGCUCUCAUCUCUUUUAUUUUCUCAAGUGCGCUCCUAUGAUAUAGCUGAUUAUUGUUUAUUUAUUUUACUAACAGAGGCUCCAUACUAGUAUACGAUACUUCUAGUUUCUGGUUGACUGAUGGUUUCUACUACUUUGGGAAUAAAUCAAAUUUCAUUGAAAUAUUA
This is a messenger RNA of Cydia pomonella (codling moth), 3942 nucleotides long. Its product is annotated as FAD synthase-like. Gene Ontology annotation, molecular function: FMN adenylyltransferase activity. The record is from RefSeq and is a predicted model, not a curated record. Lineage: Eukaryota; Metazoa; Arthropoda; Insecta; Lepidoptera; Tortricidae. Gene Ontology annotation, biological process: FAD biosynthetic process. The transcript is spliced from 6 exons. Bases 331 to 1044 code for a protein of 237 amino acids.